UUAAAGAUGAAAAGAGAGCAAUUCGAGCAAUUUUCGCAGGCAAUGUCUGGACUUAUGUCGGUAGACCAAGAAACUGUAGAAAAUAAGAUCAUUGAAGUUAUGAACAGAAGUAAAGCUAAAUCCAAACAUCAACAUUUCUUUGAUAUCGAGCACAACUUGGGAAAAGACCAAUCACAUGAAGAUGUAUGAACACAGCACAUUUUAGCAGAAAUAUUUGGAUUCAGAAAGAAUAAUAAAUUUAAUGAAGCAUAUUUACUUGAGAAGUUGGUUGAGAAAUAUGAAGAUAUUUCUGAACAGCAGGAAGAUCCAAGCAGUAGUUCAAAAUUGUUAUUGCUUCUCUUACUAAAAGAUCAUGCAAAUGACAUCAUUGAGUCUGGACCAAUCGAGACAGAGAGAUCUUAUAGUAGUUCAGCAAGUAAAUCUACAGUUGACUCUGAUGCUGAUAAAUUCAACUAUGAUAACAAUAUAAAUAAAGCUUUGGUGAAGGAAUUUAUUGACAAAGAUGAAGAAUCAACUGAAUAUUUUCCACAAAUUGAUAAAUUCACAAUAUCAGAUAAACCCUUUGCUUGAGAAACUCAAUUUAUGGUAAACGGGAUGUUCAAAAAUUCUUCUGUUACAAAGGCACAAGGGACUCGACUAGAAGGCUUAUCGACAUCAGAACUGCUAGGAAUAGAUGCUUCAAAGAACAAAUUCUUCAAACUAUGAGAUGAUAAAUUAUAG
This is a messenger RNA of Moneuplotes crassus, 720 nucleotides long. Lineage: Eukaryota; Ciliophora; Spirotrichea; Euplotida; Euplotidae. The record is from the annotation of a GenBank genome assembly.